AUUAAUUUUACAUUAUGAAUAUCUUGACUCUAGUAACCAUUUUUGUGACACUUUUUCUAUGCGUGGAUUCAAAUAUAAAUGAAAAGUUACCAAUAAAAAAUGAAACUCUAUUCGACUUGACAAUAGAAGCAAGUGAUGAUGAAAAGGCAUCUUACCGAAAUUAUAUAUCUAUAACUAAAACCCAUGUCAGAUUUAUGCUCGAUUAUAGCAAACAAACAAAUUGUAAAACAUGUCACAAUAGAUAUAGAGAAAGAAUCAUUGACGGUUAUUGUGGCAGACCUCAUACUGGUAGUAUAAAUGAUCAUAAGCUGUUGAGACAAAUCAACGACGAACAGGGACCUAUGUUCUUAUUCAAUAAUGAUAUCAUCAAACAAGAAAUUCAUAUUCCUACUUGCCAGGUGAAACAAAUUUGCUGUACAGGGGACCAAAUUGGAAUGUCCUCGGCUAAUGCAAAAACUAUCAAAAAUGUCCUAUUCUACAGACCUGCCAUCAAUGGGAAACAAGCUUGUAUAGUGUCUAGAGAUCUUCGAGUUCCAUGUUGUGAAUGCCAAUUGAGAUGCCCCGACCUCAGAAAGGAUAUAAACGUAAAUUAUGUAUCCCAAACAAAGGUUAGUACUUGUACAAAAUGGUGUUGAUUGCCGAGUGACACGAAAUUCUUCAGAAUUUUUCAUAUUUUAUAAAUAUUUAAUUUUUUUAAAUUUAUUUAUUACAUAUGUAAUAUAAUAUAAUAAUAUUUAUGAAAG
This is a messenger RNA of Gordionus sp. m RMFG-2023, 743 nucleotides long. RefSeq lists its product as uncharacterized. The transcript is spliced from 6 exons. Bases 15 to 635 code for a protein of 206 amino acids. Lineage: Eukaryota; Metazoa; Nematomorpha; Gordioida; Chordodea; Parachordodidae. The record is from RefSeq and is a predicted model, not a curated record.